AUGAAUGAAAAUGACAAUAUUAACAAUUAUAUACCGUCAUUAUUAAAUCCAAGAACUAUAAGAAAUGAAAAUAUAUCAUUUACACAAUACUCGAUUAUUUCUACCAGUUCAUUAUCUUUGAAGAAAAAGUUCACUAAUAAUAUUAAAAUAAAAGAGAACAAGGUCUAUAGACACAAGAAAGAAAACGUGAAUGUUGAUAAUAUAACUGCAACAAAAGAUAAAAAUAUAUUCAUAAGUGAUAAAAGUAAUGGAAACCAUUCCUUAGGAACAUCUGCUAUUGAAGAUUUAAUAUUUAAAGAUAAUAUUAAUGAAACAAGCCCCAUCAACAUAGAUGAAUAUAAAUCUUAUAAAGAGGUUUAUGAUAAUAUUUGUAAUGGAAAUAAAAAUAGCUCUCUAAAAUAUAAAUCAUUUGUAAAUAACUCUAGUGUCACAUAUAGUAAAACUGCAGAUAAGCAUGAUUCUUAUAAAGUGAAAUCUCCAGUUUCUCUUUCUUUUGGCAUCUCUAACUGUAAAAAUAUAUAUGUUUAUUCAGAGAAAAGUACUCUGAAAGGAGUUUCAUUCCAAGUCAAUGAAAAUGAUAUAAAUGUAGAUUGUGAACUAAGCGAAGGAUCUCAGUUAUCACAAAUAACAAUUGGAAAUAUGUCCAACAUGAGUGAACCUCUUUUUAGUCCACUAAAAAGGAAAUCUGUUGCUGUCAACUUAGAAAUAAAAAAGAUGAAAUUAGCAGCCACAGAUAAAAAUACAGAAUCUAAAGUUCUCUUUUUGAAUACAAAUGCCAAUGAAAAACUGGUCUAUGUCAUUGAGCAACCAUUAAAUUAUAAAUUAUUGAAGCGUACAAUUAUUGAUAAAAAUAAAUCAAUUGAUUCAAUACGUAAAACAAAAACAGUAUUUAGGCAUGAAAUAAAUGGCAAAAGUAUUAAAUUAAAGCAGUUAUCUCUAGACUCAUACUUUCAAUGUAAUAAUCGAUUGAAAACCCCUUUGAAAUCUAAAUUGGGGGAUAGUCAAGUGUGGCAUAAUGAGUAUAAAGUGAAACUAGACAAUAAUGACAAACAGGACAUGAGCAAAAAUUCAGUUCAGAGCGAUGCUAUUAGAAGAACACCAAAUAAGUUAAAUAGAAAUGACUCAAAAUCGCCACAGUCGCACAAAACAUUACCAAAACUUGACAUUCAGCCUAUGUUUUCUGAAGACAAGCGAGCUUCUUCUUCAAGAUCGAAGAAGGGUAGUACAGGUUCACACUCGCCUCGGAAGAAUAUGGACUCCAUACAGUUGAAUCAACUAUUGGAUACCAAAUCUAAUAGAGCGUCAAUUGUCGCAAGAAAUGUUCCACAUUUUAAAAUCGUAGCAGGAACGCAUUUUGCCGUCGAUGCUUUUUCAUACGGGGAAAUUCCGAAUGUUAAACAUUAUUUCCUCACCCAUUUUCAUUCCGACCACUACUUGGGGCUACGAAAGACUUUCAAUAAAGUGUUGUACUGCUCAAAAAUAACUGCAAAUCUGUGUAAGUCACGUUUAGGAGUGAACCCGAAAUGUAUUAACAUAAUAGACGUCGACGAAACAAUUAAAAUCGACGGUGUAGAGAUAACUGCGGUGGACGCUAAUCAUUGCCCCGGAGCUAUAAUGUUGGUGUUCACACUGCCGAAUGGUAAGACGCUGCUGCACACUGGCGACUUCCGCGCUACUCCCGCGAUGGAGUCGUAUCCCGUGUUCUGGAAUAAGGAUAUACACACUAUAUAUCUUGAUACUACAUAUUGCAACCCGCGCUACGAUUUCCCCACUCAAGAGCAAUGCAUAGAUAUGGCGAUACAUUUGCUGAGACUAAAGAAAACGGCGGUGGAAGAUGCUGGAAGGCAGUUCUCUUCUGUUCUCAUAGUCUGUGGCACAUACACUAUUGGCAAAGAGAAGUUCUACGAGGGCGUGUCGCGGCGCGUGGGCUGCGCGGUGUGGGCGUGCCCGGAGAAGGCGCGCGUGCUGAGCGCCGCCCGCGCCGCGCCCGCCGCCGCCGCGCCCGCCGCCGCCGCCGCCUGCCAGCUGCACGUCGUGCCCAUGCGGGACCUCACGCAUGACACAUUGCGAAGCUACUUGAACAGUCUCAACGGUGUGUUCACUGAAGUAGUAGCGUUCAAGCCCAGCGGCUGGGAGAAUGGGAAGAAUUCGUUUAUUGAAAAGGAUUGUGUUACGAUACACGGUAUACCGUAUAGUGAACACUCGAGCUUCUCAGAGUUGGUGCGAUUCGUGAAGUUUCUGAGGCCUAAGCAAGUUGUGCCCACCGUCCAUAUCUCCGGAGGGAUUGAAUCUGUUCAGGAAUACUUCCGCCCCUUCAAGCUGGUCAACAAGGACGAGAUUCAAUGUAAAAACAAAGUCACAGAUUACUUCACUGUUCAAACAAGACAACCAGUAACA
Molecule: messenger RNA, 2397 nt
Organism: Brenthis ino (lesser marbled fritillary)
Lineage: Eukaryota; Metazoa; Arthropoda; Insecta; Lepidoptera; Nymphalidae
Source: the annotation of a GenBank genome assembly